Molecule: messenger RNA, 3563 nt
Organism: Trifolium pratense (red clover)
Lineage: Eukaryota; Viridiplantae; Streptophyta; Magnoliopsida; Fabales; Fabaceae
Product: homeobox-leucine zipper protein ANTHOCYANINLESS 2-like
Exons: 9
Coding region: 780-3215 (811 amino acids)
Biological process (GO): regulation of DNA-templated transcription
Molecular function (GO): DNA binding; DNA-binding transcription factor activity, RNA polymerase II-specific; lipid binding
Source: RefSeq, a predicted model, not a curated record
AUUCACAGGCUUUAUAGAGAUAUAGAGAUAAUACAGUUCAAACAAAAAACAGAUCAAUGACAGUGCAAAGAGUCAACCGACCCUUUUUGGAUCUAUCUAUUUGUAAGGCUUCAAUGAGUCCACAUGUUUACGUUUUAUCUUCAACCUCUUUCUUUCUCUCUCUCCAAAAUAGUAUAACCAUUUCUUUGUCCUAAACAAAUCCAAACCCUUUUCUCUAAAUAAUAAAAAAAAGUACUUUUUCUUUUUUUCCUUUGAAAAACACCAUAUAACAGUAGUCAAGCAUCAAAGCAUGCAAGAAAUGAUAAAAAAACACUUCUAGGGUUCUUAUUUCUUUUUCUUAUAUAACCCAAAAUUUCACUAGAUUCAUUAUUUCAAGCCAACCCUGAAGUUCUUCUGAGUGUCACAGUGUUACUCUCUCAAAAGGGUCACUAAAGAGAGAGAGACUGAGAACGAAGAGCAAAAAAAAACUUGCCUUUUUUCUCUUUCUUUCUCUCCAAAAAAAAAAAUUGUCAUAAAAAAAGACAGCAUUUUUUUCUCUCCUUUGUUAGAGAGAAACUUUUGAGACAUUGGAGUUUCACAUUUCACCCUUUGUCUCCACAAUCUCCCUGUCUUUUCAUUUUUUUUGCUACAAAGUUCAGUACUUUUUGAUGAUUCAAUGAUACCCUUUUGGUGAAUAAUAAGAAAGAGAGAGAAAGAAAGAGAUUAAGGGGUUGAAAAAGUUUUGAACUUUUUGACUUUUGGUGAUUUUUUAUUGAAGAAACAAAAAAGGGGGUGAUUUGAUGAGUUUUGGGGGUUUUGUAGAAAACAAUUCAGGUGGUGGUGGUGGAGGUGUGAGAAACAACAACAUAGGAGAAAUUUCUUACAGCAACGAAAGAAUGCCAUUUGGUUCUUUCUCUCAACCUCGUCUUGUUACAACUCCUGCUUUGGCUAAAUCUAUGUUCAACUCUCCUGGAUUAUCACUUGCACUUCAAACGAAUAUUGAUGGACAAGAAGAUGUGAAUAGAUCAAUGCAUGAAAAUUUUGAGCAAAAUGGUUUGAGAAGAAGUAGAGAAGAAGAACAAAGUAGAUCUGGUAGUGAUAACUUGGAUGGUGUUUCUGGUGAUGAACAAGAUGCUGAUGAUAAACCACCUAGGAAAAAGAGAUAUCACCGACACACUCCUCAACAGAUUCAAGAGCUUGAAGCUUUGUUUAAGGAGUGUCCUCACCCAGAUGAGAAGCAAAGAUUGGAACUUAGCAAAAGACUUUGUUUGGAAACUAGACAGGUUAAGUUUUGGUUCCAAAAUCGAAGAACACAAAUGAAGACUCAAUUGGAAAGGCAUGAGAACAAUUUGCUUAGGCAAGAGAAUGAUAAGCUAAGAGCUGAAAAUAUGUCUAUAAGGGAUGCAAUGAGGAAUCCUAUAUGUUCAAAUUGCGGUGGUCCGGCUAUGAUCGGUGAAAUUUCACUUGAGGAACAACAUCUUCGAAUCGAGAAUGCAAGGUUGAAGGAUGAGCUAGAUAGAGUUUGUGCACUUGCUGGAAAGUUUUUAGGCCGUCCAAUUUCUUCAUUACCGAACUCGAGUUUAGAGCUUGGUGUUGGUGGAAAUAACAACAAUGGUUUUAAUGUGAUGAACAAUGUUUCAUCAACAUUACCUGAUUUUAGUGCUGGAAUGUCUAAUAAUCCGUUGGCCAUUGUGUCUCCUUCGACUAGACAAACCCCUUUGGUCGGUGGAUUUGAUAGAUCGGUCGAAAGGUCUAUGUUUCUUGAACUUGCUUUGACUGCUAUGGAUGAGUUGGUUAAGAUGGCACAAACUAGUGAGCCUCUCUGGAUUAGGAGUAUAGAAGGGGGAAGGGAAAUUUUGAACCAUGAGGAAUAUAUGAGAACUUUCACUCCUUGCAUUGGUUUGAAGCCCAAUGGUUUUGUCUCCGAGGCCUCUAGAGAGACCGGUACGGUCAUUAUCAAUAGCUUGGCCCUUGUCGAGACUCUUAUGGACUCGAAUCGAUGGAUAGAGAUGUUUCCUUGCAUCAUUGCAAGAGGCUCAACAAAUGAAGUGAUAGCAAAUGGAAUACAUGGAACUAGAAAUGGUGCACUUCAACUAAUGCAAGCUGAACUUCAUGUACUAUCGCCUUUAGUUCCGGUUCGCGAGGUAAAUUUCCUUAGGUUUUGCAAGCAGCAUGCAGAAGGGGUUUGGGCUGUGGUUGAUGUGUCCAUAGAUAGCAUAAGAGAAACUUCUGGAGCUACAAGUUUUAUGAACUGUAGGAAGCUUCCUUCUGGUUGUGUUGUGCAAGAUAUGCCCAAUGGUUAUUCCAAGGUGACAUGGGUGGAACAUGCAGAGUAUGAGGAAAAUCAAGUACACCAGCUGUACAGACCAUUGUUGAGCUCAGGUAUGGGAUUUGGCGCGGCACGUUGGGUCGCUACCCUACAACGCCAGUGUGAGUGCCUUGCCAUAUUAAUGUCUUCCGCUGCACCUUCUCGAGACCACUCCGCAAUAACAGCGGGCGGAAGGCGAAGCAUGCUCAAGCUAGCACAACGUAUGACGAACAACUUCUGUGCAGGGGUAUGUGCCUCAACAGUCCACAAGUGGAACAAGCUUAGCCCUGGAAAUGUGGACGAAGACGUGAGGGUGAUGACACGGAAGAGCGUUGACGAUCCUGGCGAGCCACCGGGGAUUGUGUUGAGCGCAGCCACGUCGGUUUGGCUCCCCGUUUCGCCUCAAAGACUAUUCGAUUUUCUGCGUGACGAGAGGCUCCGUAGUGAAUGGGAUAUACUAUCUAACGGUGGUCCCAUGCAAGAGAUGGCUCAUAUUGCCAAAGGACAAGAUCAUGGAAACUGUGUUUCUCUUCUUCGUGCUAGUGCGAUGAAUUCGAACCAGAGUAGCAUGUUGAUACUACAAGAAACAUGCAUAGACGAGGCAGGGUCGCUUGUAGUCUACGCACCAGUCGAUAUUCCAGCCAUGCAUGUUGUGAUGAAUGGUGGCGAUUCAGCUUACGUGGCAUUACUACCAUCUGGGUUUGCCGUUGUCCCCGAUGGACCUGGAUCCCGUGGUUCCGAGAAUGGGGACGCCACUGCAAACGGAGGUGAGGCACGAGUCAGCGGUUCGCUUUUAACCGUAGCGUUUCAAAUCCUUGUGAAUAGUCUUCCAACAGCAAAACUCACUGUCGAGUCAGUUGAAACGGUUAACAAUCUCAUUUCUUGCACCGUUCAGAAAAUCAAAGCUGCACUUCAAUGUGAAAGUUAAGAGUCACGUGUGUUCAUCACGUGACAUUAUUUCACUUUUUUUGUUAUUAUUAUUAUUAUUAAAAAUAUUUUGUAGUGAAAAAACUUGUAAUUGGUGGCGCGUGCGCGCGUUAUUGGGGUGUGUUUGAGUCAAGAACGAACCAUUCAUGGGAAAAAAGUUCCUUGCAUGGUGGUAAGGGUAUCUAGAAUUGUCGGAUCGGGUCGGGUUAGGUUCCUUAACACAAGGCAAGGAUUGUGGUUCGGGUAUUGACUCAUGUUUGUUCUUCCCCUAGUCUGAAAAACAUGAAAAGGAAUAGUGGAAUGAGAAAGUUUUAUUGUUAUUAUUAUUACAAUUAAUAAGGUUUUGUUA